This is a messenger RNA of Rhizophagus irregularis DAOM 181602=DAOM 197198, 307 nucleotides long. NCBI's taxonomy places the organism in Eukaryota, Fungi, Glomeromycota, Glomeromycetes, Glomerales, Glomeraceae. The record is from RefSeq and is a predicted model, not a curated record.
UUUCAUGAUCAUUAUUUUUGGAGGCAUGGCUCUCAUAGUCAUUAUUAUUGAAGUCACAGUUCUCAGGAUCAUUAUUUUCGUUCUCAUGAUCAUUAUUUUCAUUCACAUGGUUUUCAUGAUCAUUAUUUUUGGAGUCAUCUUGGUAUACACAAAUUUGAGGAAAAGGAACAAUAAAACUGACUGUUUGGAUUUCUUCCUUUAUCCUUAAAUGCUGAAUUAACCAUUUAUAUAUUGAUGAAAUAGCCUUAAAAACAUUUUUAUCCAUAUGUGAUUCUUUAAUGUAAAUAUUUGUGUAUGAAUGAAUUGA